AUAAUCAAAAAAUGUACGCGAUGCGAGAUGAUUUGCGUCAAUCCCAAAACUGGUGUGAAGGAACCGCAGCUCAUUGUAGCUUUGAGAAAUUUCCGACAACGUGAAAAGAUGACCUUCGGCAUCUAUGUGCGACAAAUUGAAGAAAUACCAGGAGAAAUUCAUAGAGAUUCAAAAGUUCAUUUUGAAUAA
Molecule: messenger RNA, 189 nt
Organism: Cylicostephanus goldi
Lineage: Eukaryota; Metazoa; Nematoda; Chromadorea; Rhabditida; Strongylidae
Source: the annotation of a GenBank genome assembly